AUGCAUGACGACGAGCCUUCGUUGAAUAUACCCUCCCUCCUCACACUGGCCGUGGUAUCCUUCUUUGUGCUCCGAUGGUUCUUUAACCGCGACGACAGUCCCUCUGCUGGUGGCCGGCCCCGCGGACGUGGGAAUGCCGUUGACCCGGCCCAGGUGGACCAGAUCUCGCAGAUGUUCCCUCAGCUGAGCACUCGCGAGAUCAUGUGGGAUCUGCAGCGCAAUGGAGGAAGUGUCGCGGCGACGACAGAGAGGAUAUUGGCUGGGCGGGGACUGGAAACGCCACCUCCAUCCUUCCAACCCCAGGUCGCUAUGCCCUCUGCGAACGGCCCGGCCCGGCAGUCUACCUCUGUUGCUGCAUCGACGUCAAAGGCGGAUGGACAGGACUUGAUAUCACGGUACGGGCUGAGCGCAAAGCUCACAAGCGAGAGUGCAGAGGCUGCUUCGGCGACACCGUCCAAGAGCUCCUGGGCCCAGAAUAAAGAAGAACGGCAACGGCUUCUUCAGAAGCGUCGAGACGAGAUGAUCCUCGCCGCGCGGAGGAAGAUGAUGCAGAAGGAGCAGGGCAAAGCCAAAUGA
Molecule: messenger RNA, 576 nt
Organism: Penicillium cinerascens
Lineage: Eukaryota; Fungi; Ascomycota; Eurotiomycetes; Eurotiales; Aspergillaceae
Product: CUE domain-containing protein
Exons: 2
Coding region: 1-576 (191 amino acids)
Molecular function (GO): ubiquitin binding
Source: RefSeq, a predicted model, not a curated record